This is a messenger RNA of Porites evermanni, 18541 nucleotides long. The record is from the annotation of a GenBank genome assembly. Lineage: Eukaryota; Metazoa; Cnidaria; Anthozoa; Scleractinia; Poritidae.
AUGCCCGUCCUGCAACGCGCGCUCAGCGAACGUUCAACGGAGACCAAGAAAAUGGCGGCUCAGAUCAUUGGUAACAUGUACUCCCUUACGGACAAAAAGGUAUUAUACACGAGAUGACUGUCAAAACACAAUACCAUAUAAGUUACAUGUGGAAAAAAAAGAAGUUUUUCGGUCCUUGCAGUGACGUGUACAAUUAAGAAAAUUGCGAUCGAACCUGAUCUAAGAAAACAUUUUUAGCUCGGGACUUGGUCAACCCAUUUCUGAAACACAUAAUGUUCUUCUUUUUGUUGUUUGCAGUCUGUAGUAUUUCCAGUUAUUUAUCUUUGAAGUAUUAAUUUAAUCUUGUUUUAGGACCUUGCACCUUAUGUAGGAUCAGUUGUGCCAGGAUUAAAACAGGCCCUGUUGGAUCCAGUACCAGAGGUACAAAAAGAUUUGUUUGUGGAUAUGAUAAUGAUUAUGGUGAUGAUGAUGAUAAUGACGGUCGUGUAUUCUUUUUCAGUCUUACGUUCUUUGAUGGUGGCGAUGAUGACCUGGUCUUUAUUCUGUUUUUAACCAUAUCGCCUAUCGACAGUGCUCCUUUGUGAUGAUUAUGGUAAUGACUAUAAUGAUGGUGUUGGUGGUGAUGAUCGCAAAGACAUUUGUUUAUCAUUUUUUCUUGCAUUGUUGGUAUUACAAUGAUCAUGAUCAUGACCAUGAUGAUAUUGAUCGUGGUGGUGAAGAUGAUGAUGAUGUUGAUGAUAAUGAUGAUAGUUGUGGUGGUGGUGGUAGUGGUGGUGUGGUUUAUGCUGCAAAAAACUUGUUAAUCUCAGUUAUCUGUGUCUCCUGUCGUUUGUGACACUGCCCAAUCUUUUCCUUUGCUUUUUUUUAUCAGGUCCGUGCAGUCUCUUCUCGCGCCCUCGGUGCUUUGGUCCGCGGUAUGGGUGAGGAGAGCUUUGAAGAUUUAUUACCGUGGUUAAUGGAGACGCUGACGUCAGAAAACAGCAGCGUGGAUCGAUCAGGAGCUGCCCAAGGUAUGUACAUGGUAAAGAACUCAUUUUUUUCCUGACAUCGGACAUACUGUUCCGUAGAUUUACCAUCCUCUGUUAUGUGGCGUAAUACGCUUGUGAUGGAUGUAUAUGCUUGGGAAAUAGAAUCACCUCUUUCUUAAAGAACACUUCCAUUAAACGGAAACCUCCGUAAAUCAGAUACCUAGAGUCCCUAUCAAUCUUCAAUCCGUUCUAUUUUGGUUCUUUAAACUCUUUGCAAAGCAGUCCGUUCUCUGAGACGGAAAGGCGAACUUUUGCUGAUGGUACCAACGGUGUCUUCUCUUAGAAAGAGUUGGCUUUUGCCUUAUUUUGCAAAAGGUGACUUCGUGGAUUUUUAUACUAAUGAAAAAGAAAUAGAAACUCAAAACUAUGGCCAUGUUUUUUUCGUAUUUUUAUUGCUAUCUAAAAAAAUGUUAGCAAUGUUGUUUGUCUGUGGUAAAAAGAAAUUGAAAGCACCAACUUUGUGCAGUUAACACAUACGAAGUAAGUCAAAUGAAUCUGUAAUCAGAACCGGAAGUUAAUUCCUGCAGUUUGCGUAAAGCGCUGGAAACGCGUACGAGACAAAUCUCCGUUUAAUUUCUGAUUGGAUGAAAUAAUGGCGCGAAACUUUUUAGCCAAUUGCAACGCGCAGAAACACAAAACUAAAGCAAGUAUAGUUAAUCGAAAGACGUUCACUUACAACUAGAAUAUAUAAAAUCUAACUGGCUUUUGUUUCAUCAGGUCUAGGUGAAGUUCUGUGUGCCCUGGGCACGAGCAGGCUGGAAACGCUUAUGCCAGAAGUGAUUUCUACUACAGAACGUACUGAGCUCGCAUCACAUGUCAGAGAAGGCUAUCUGAUGUUAUAUAUCUACCUGCCCUCAACAUUUAAAGAUGAUUUCAUCCCAUGGGUCGGACCUGUGAUACCCUCUGUGCUUAAGGUGAGACUUAGUUACUCUGUGACAAACUUUGAGUUUUCUGGCGGGUUUUCCGUUUUGUAAUAGCGAGCCUAAGCAACAAAAACGUUGACGUCCCGGACGUCAUGAAUAGCGACGUUCGAUGUGUCACUUAGUGGAACGCUUCUGACUCACACAACGAAUCUGAAUGCCUUUGUUUUAAAGAGAAAAUUUGAACUUCUGGUUGCCAUUUGUGACGCCCGGGACGUCAGCGUUCUCGUUGCCUAAAGGUGAUAUUACACGGAACGAUUCGCAACGACGAUUUUUAGCGCAACACAGCAAUAUAGGAGCAAUGUUGCAACCAUUCGAAACAAUGUUGCAACGUUGCGUUGCGCUAACAAUCGUUGCUGCGAAUCGUUCCGUGUAACAACACCUUAAGGUCUCUACUAUCUGUAGACUUCGAGAAAGCUCUCCGUUUGAUGUGGGGAGCGAAGCGAACGACGAGAGAACUCGCGAGUGAGUAGCAAACCCACGAGAGGCUGUGGCCUCUUUGCCCGCCCCUCGCUCCCAUCUCUUAUUUUGCGUGCUUCUCGUGCGUUAUUUCUUACGAUAUCCCCCAAAAGUAGAGCUUGCUCGAAGGCUAUAAUAUCUUUGAUUCCCCUUAGGUGUACGUUGCAAAGUAAGUGAAUCGUUUAAGGUAAUCUCUGACGAAGACUAUUAAAUCCAUUGUUGUUCCCUGAUUCUUUCUAAUCUUUGUGAAAUUAGCUUAGGGGAGGGGUAGGUGGACAGUUUCCCAGAAACCUAAAUUUUGGAUCAAUUUUGAAAGUCACCUAAAUAAACCCAAACCCCUGUUAUUAGUCUGGACUUCCAUCUAGAGCCUAAAGCGGCCGAUCUAGUAGGGUUGGGGUUAGGCCUUUUAGUCCUAACACGGUCCUUUGCUAGCCUAAUCCUUGCUUGAUCCCAACCCCCUUCAAUGGUGCUUUGGACGUUUAUUGGGAACCUUGAACAGGUCUGGCCAUUUACACAGGUUUACCCUUGGCAAUAACUCCCAUUUGCGUCUAUCACAAUACCUUUAUUUAACAUACCAAGGGGUGGGCGGGUAACAGUGACUUACUUAGGUUCAUAAAGGGCUAAGAGCCACACUCUGCUGAAGCACUUUCUUUACUUACGUCGGACCGCACUGAAAAUACAGUCGACUCUCUCUAAACGGACACUUCUACAAGACAGACACCAAGGUAUAAACGGACACCUUGUGUCGGUCCCUGCCUUUCUUUACUCCUUUUAUUUCACUGCCUGUAAGACGGACAUCAAUCUUAGGUGGACACUUAGAGCAUAGUAGGUGCCUUAGUAACAUUAAUUAAUGACGAGUGUUGUUUAAUCGUUCAUCAACUUUACCUUUGUCUUGUCUCUCAGGGCCUGGCAGAUGAAUCAGAAUACGUUCGAGAUACGUCACUAAAGGCUGGUCAACGCAUCGUGAACCUGUACGCAGACACCGCCAUUGAAUUGUUCCUUCCUCAGUUGGAAACAGGAUUGUUUGAUGAUAACUGGAGAAUACGACACAGCUCUGUUCAACUGUUGGGUGAUCUGCUCUACAGAAUAUCUGGUGUCACAGGGAAGAUGUCAACCGAGGGACAAGAAGAUGAUAACUUUGGAACUAGUCAGUCUAACCAGGUAAUAAAUGAAAAAAGUCGUAAUACGUUUGUUUCAUAAUGAUCUGCUGUAUGCAUAAUAAUCUGCCUUUUCCACGGGCUCUUCCAAGGUUAAGCGAGGGUAAUGGACUUCAAUGCGAGGUACUGGCGCGGAACUCGAGUGGGUGGUGAUGGUAAGGAAAGAUAGAGAAAGGGAAAAGGAGCUUCUCCUAUUCUCCCCUUCCUGUCCCUCCCCUCGCCGUCAUAAAUUUUAUGUAACAUUCCUAGACAGGCGGUCGCCAGAGAUUGGAGACUAGGCAGAUACUCCCCCAAUAUACCAUACCCGGGGUUGAGAAUUAGCUUUGGGUUCAAGAAGUCGCUGCAACCAUAGGAGAACCUAGUACUUGACCCUCACAACGUUUUUCGAUGCAUUAAAGUAAGGGUUUUUCGUUUUUCUUUAUUUUUGAUGCUGUGGAAUUAUUUUCGUGCUCGCACUGCUAGUGAGAAACUCGGAAAAUUGCUUAGCAAGACGCCAUCUUUAAACUGUUGGCGUUCAUAAUGUCGUUAUGCAAAUGGGGUCUCUGGCAUCGUAACAACUUCCACUACUAGAGAAGUUUGUAGUGCUGAGGUUUUUCAUAUUUGUUCUACUCACAGGCCAUUAUUGAAGCACUGGGUACUGACCGUCGUAAUCGUGUACUGGCCGGGCUCUACAUGGGCCGCUCUGAUGUAUCCCUGAUGGUGCGCCAGGCGGCCUUGCACGUGUGGAAGGUUGUGGUCCCUAACACACCGCGUAUCCUGAGAGAAAUCCUGCCAACUCUGUUUUCUCUCCUGCUUGGCUGUCUAGCUAGCACCAGCUUUGAUAAGAGACAAGUAAGGAAUUCUGAUUAGCAGUAUGAUUUGUUAUCACUAGCACCUCUGAGCUGCAAAUAACCAUUGGUGAUUACACAAUGUCGGACUUAAGUCGCCCAAUGUCCGACCAUAACUUAACGGUGGUCGACAUGAUGUCCUGACAAACUUAAUAUCAUAGACUACAAAAAUUCAUAUUAAUAAGAUCUUCCUUGAGCAUACGUGAAUUGCACCAACUAAAUAACAUUACUGCUAAUGCUGUAAAUAUACAGUAGCAGCAAUCAGUGUACCUGCGAAUUCCGCAUCUACUUCGCACCAAGACGCGUAUUGCGUCGUUGGCUGAGUCCGACGUACGAAUUGAGCUUACAACAGUUUCCAACCCAUCUCUUUCCUUUAUAAUUUGAUACAACAAUACUGGCAAUAGAAAUUAAUUCUCUGACUUUGUUCGCAUUCUUUCAGGUUGCAGCUCGAACUCUAGGGGACCUUGUUCGUAAACUGGGCGAGAGAGUUUUGCCAGAGAUUAUCCCAAUACUGGAGCGAGGUCUGGACAGUGAUAAAAGUGAUGAGAGGCAGGGAGUCUGUAUUGGACUCAGUGAAAUUGUCUCCUCGACCAGCAAAGAACAGGUAAACCGUUUUCAAGGCUCAGCUUUUCCUCACUGAUUCGAUUUAGAUUGAUCGAUUUGAGAUGUAAACAUAAUGCUUAUUCAGCCUUCUCCUCACCGUCCCGUUUCUCCUUUUUAUAACCUGUGAUUUUCUUAUUAGUUUGCGCGGCCCCAAACCAGUUUUGCUUGCCUCUGAUCGUCAUGUAUGACGACAUCACACUCUUCCUCAUUUGUGUGUGGCAUUCGUGGGAGGAGAAUGCAUCCUAAUGUUUCCAUGGCUUUUGCAGGCAGGCGAAAUCGAGUUAGUUGAGGCACCGACUGCGACCCCGUUCUCAGGCCCUUUUGCUUUUUCACGAGUUUAUCAGUCAGGAAAAUGGGAAAACUCGCUCAAAUUUACUCCAACUAAAAGGAGAUUAACUACAUCUCACCUUCCAACAUUAGAGCCAUUGUUGAAACCCGCCCUCUCCAGUUACACAAUUAACUCCAGUUCUCUCCCCCCUUCCAUCCCUGACAUUUUUUGGGCUCCCUCCACCAUCCCCGAACUCCGCGAGGUUCUGCGAUACACGUAUUUUUAGUUACUACCAGUAAUAUAUCCUGUCGCUUGUCUACUGUAGGUUGUACAGUAUGUGGAUUCACUAGUUCCCACAGUCCGUAGAGCCCUCAUAGAUCCUUUGCCGGAGGUGCGAGUUGCAGCAGCCAAAACUUUUGAUCAACUCCACAACACGAUUGGGACCAAAGCCUUGGACGAUAUCCUGCCAGAUCUGCUUCAGAAAAUGGUAACCUUUUUCUCGCUUUUUCCACUUUUACCUUGCCCGUUAGUUUAGUGUAUAGAAGCUACGAAAGGUCGUCUUGGGUUAGUUUAAUGAGGUAAUACCUAACAAAUGACACGCCCUGAAGAGGGACAGAAACAUGACGUAAUUACUUGCCAAAUCUUUAAAGGGGUGAGAUUUUUGGAUUGGUAUCGCUUAGGUUUUUUCUUUUACCAAAUUGUACGCCUUGUACGAUUACUGUAUCAAGGUGUCGUAAGUAUUUUACACCGUCCUUAUUGCUUUAAGAGAACUACAUGCACAACUGUCGAACUGGCGAGGGCGGGGUGCUAGGAGGGGGAUGCUGGUUAAUGCUUUAAUAGGCUUGGAGUCGUAAACGGAUUCAUAUUUUUGGUGAUAUUUCAGGAUGACCCGGCCUUGUCUGAGUAUGCGCUGGAUGGCCUGAGACAAGUGAUGGCUGUGAAGAGCAGAGUUGUACUUCCUUUCUUGGUACCCCAGGUAAGUUGCUUUAAAGCAGCAGUUUGAAUUAAGAUAAAUAUACUUAAAAAGAUUCGACUUAUAUUUUUACAUUUCAAAUUUCUUUCCAAUCACUACUUUUCAAGGUUCACUUUUUUCUCAUUUAAAUUUUCACGUGUUAUUAUAGUAUCAUAUUGCACGCUACUCUUUAUUUCAAAUUGUAACGUCUUAUCUUAACCUCUUCGUUAUAUGUAAGACCCUGAAGACCGUGCCUUCCGAAAUAUUAGUAAAAUUAUAUAUAUAUAUUCCGGACUGUAAAAUCAGCCUUGCUUCUUUUGUUUAAUAUUAAAGCUUUGUAAGACUCUGAGGAAGGAAGGCCGUGCGUUCCGAAAUAUUGGUAAAAAAAGAUAUAUAUAUAUAUUCCGGACUGUAAAAUCAGCCUUGCUUCUUUUGUUUUAAAAAGAUGCAUUGUAUGAACUAUAAGAGCAUCUUCAGGUUAUGUUCGUACUAUAGGAGAUAGCUUUUGCGCUGGCACAAAAAACCGUACCGGAUAAAGCUUCUGUUCACACAGACAAAGAAAGGUGAUCUCAGUGCAAUUAAUGUAACGGGGCAAAGUUGCGCUGCGCCGAUCUCCAAAGUGGAGCGUCACUUAUCGGAUAGAUUCUGUGCCUCACUUUGGUGCGGUAUGAACAGGUUUUCGGACCGUAGCGGAAGUGAAUAAUGGAGAGCUUUAGAUUCUGAGACGAGUACGACUACGAGUACGAGAUUUUCUCUGUACUAAGUAGUGCGCGCGCGUGGGCCAGCGUCAUUUUGGCGGGAAAAUGUGGUAGCCUACUUCGAGUUUUGGCGAGAAUGUCGUAGUGGCGGGAACAAGUUUUCAAAUGUAAGAAGUUUUAUCAUUUUGCUAUCGGGAGAGGGCUUAACGUCCUUCUGUUUAAUUAACCGUACUAACUUUUUUGGUGAAAAAAAGGAAAAUGGAAGCUUUUCGGGGUGUCUCCUCUUGAGCACACGCGUAAAAAACUUAAGUUAAAUCUCGUACUCGUAGUCGUUCUUGUCCUCAAAUCUUAAGCUCUCUAAUAAGAAGCGAGGUCUGGAACUAAUUUAAACGAGACUAAAUAUUCAGGAGUGAGGACUGGAAUCUAGGUUCACCAGAUCCUCUCGGCUACCCACUCCGGCACCAUGUGUGAACGACUUGUUCCAGUUUUGUGCCGUUGCUGUUCAUACUGUAGAGCGUUUUCACUCACGUGGCCAGCAUCUAUGCAAAUUAUUGGAACAAAAGAAAGCGUUUGCAUAAGAAAAGAGUUCAACUCCCACAGGAUUGGUUUGGGACACCAACAUGGCCGCCGUUUCAUUGUUUUGGGACACCAAUAUGGCCGCCGUGACCUCAUGUGAAAACACUCUAUAUCAGAGAGCUUUUCGUGUCGGCGCGCAAAGCUUUAUGGCAUAGUGGCGGAAACAUAGCUUUAUACUGAGUAAUCAAAGUAAUUUCAUGUCGGCAUGAUAUGGAAAGCGCCCAUGAAUGGUUAGUUAUCAGCCUGUAAAUGUACCGCUUUCUUCUCAACUCCAUUAAGGUGGUCCAUGUUUCUCUAGAAAUGUUCAUAGAGGUCCGCCCGCAUCACAAUAAGUGUUUUCAGCCACUAGGAAAAAGAAUUGUGCUAGGUGAUGCUGGUAGUUAGUAAACAGAAUUACUCGCAGUUCUCCCGAACAAACUCGUGACGUAGUUUUGUCAAGCGAGUCGACUGAUAUUUCUUGUUGCUUAAGAGUUCCUGUCCGUGGAUAAGUAAGGUCUUAAAAGUCAAUCUUUGUGAAAUAUUAAAGAGGGGUCUGAAAAAUUCUUUCCAAAAAUUCUAAGUUCUUCUCAGUAUUCAGUGACCAGGUUCCAAAAUUCAUGACCCGAAAAUUGUUAGCCUCUCGUCAGUUAAGAUGUUUUGAAGUAUGGUUAAGAUAGCUCGCCGAAUGUGUCUCAUCUUCCAACUGUAGAUCAAAGGAUUAAGAGAUGAGUUGAGAAACAUCAAUGUUAGACCAUAAUUCCACAAGUGGUGGAUUGACAAAGUUUCACCACAGAUCAUAAUGGCAAGGCGAACACAGGAUAUUGGUAAAUAACAAACCAAAAACACGACGUAGACGAAGAAGCUAGUGACAGCACUUUUUCUGAGCCUUGCUGCAUUCGCCAUUUCUUCACUCUGUGCUGCUGUGACUUGCAAGUGGUACAUUUGAUUUGUGUGUCGUCGAACGGCUGUGUAUAUCUUGCAGUAGAGCAAUCCUGUAGUUGUUAUUCCAAUAGUGUUAAAGAUUGAAAAUAUAAUGUAAGGAACCUUCCUAGGAAUCCAGUCCAAAGUUUCGUCAAAUACGGAAAAAGAUGCGCUGAACAGCCAUGUCGAAAUGACCAUAGCAACAACACGCUUGUGAGUCACAAGUUCUUGUUAUCUAAGAUGAAGAUAAAUAGCCAAGAAUCUGUCAACAGUUAAAGAUACAACACCAAAGAACGAUGCACCACAAAGUAAAUUCACGUGAAUGUAGAACGCGAGUGAUACUAUGCUAUAAACACGACUGUGAGUGUUUUGUUCCAUUUCCAUCACGGCAACUGCGAUAUACAGGGGCUGUACAACCAAGCCAAUACAAAGAUCAGAUACAGCCAGGCUUCGAAACAAUGUCUUUAAAGGCUUCGACAGCGACGUCGUUUUCCUUAACGCUUGUAUUGUUAUGAUGUUAAACGCGAUGGCGGUAUAAGACAGGAAACCGUUAAAGACACAGUUGACGACAAGAGUAGAGUGCCAACUUUCUGCUUCGGUCAUAGUAAAGAACGUAAACAAAAUAGAACUCCCAAAAACGAUUUUCCAAAACGAGGUAUUGUGGACGCAAACUCUCAAGGUGUAGCUGAAAGCACGGCCAUACUUGGAACUCAAGCGAAUUGAAAUUAUCGUGAACUCGGCCGCUUCCAGAUGUAGUUUCAGAGUUUGUUUAAUGCGGUUGUUCUAAUUAUUGGACCACCUGAGCAGCUCCGACACAACUGUAAAUUAUUGCCCGUAUUGACUAAGUAAUUUCUUUUUUUUUUUCUUUUUUUCUCUUUUCCAAUACAACUUUGAACGUACACACGUACAGUUAACAUUCACGAAAGACAAUCUGCAACAAAACGAAAACUACAACUUGAAGCUGACAAAAAAGAAACCUAACAGAAUAAAAACAUUAGUGGUAACUAAAAUUAAAUGGGAGCGCGAUCAGUUAAGCAAAAAGAAUUUCAUACCGUAUUUAAAAGAGAUGAAACAACAUCCAUUGCGAGACCAUCCAGACCAUUUUGUUCUGAAAUCUUUUUCGCGACCAGUCGUACAAGAAAUAUAUUUUUCUAGACAAUCCAUAGACAAAAGUAUAAAUUUAUAUGGCCUGGAUCGCUUUCCCCUUUAGGGAAGGGAAGCAAAAUUGACUGCGCAAAAAUUAAGACGAAACAAAAAAGAAAACAAAAACACGAAACGUACGAACAAAAACUCCAUGACUUACCUCUGAAUUUGAGCGGGGUUGACUGACCGCGCAUCGAGCUAAUUUGGUUUGUAAAGCACACUACUGGCCCCUAAAAUAUGGCCGUGAAUAAUAACAUAAAAGUUCUGAGCUAAUUUAUACGUCCAUUAAAUCUCCGUAGAGAGGGAAAGCAAUUGUCUCUGGGCCGCGGUAAAGCGACCCAUCUAUAAUUAGCCUUUCUACCUUGAAAAAUGAUGUACCCUUUUCUUGCUUGGCGGCUUUUAGUACUGGGUACAGCUUUUUCCUCAUUUCUUCUACCUCCUUUGGAAAGUAGACCAAGUAAUUUCUAGUUUCUUUUCGUCAUCUCUUUGUUUGAUCUGAAAUGUUAUUUUAUUUAGUUCUACAAAAAAGGGACAAGGCAAUUAUUCUCUCCCCGUGGUAUCUAAGGCAGAUGUUACAAGGUGCAUCACAAAGAUUUGAAUAUAAUUAUACUUGAAUAAACUUGAAAGAGGAAGGCCUGCCCCUGGGUUCUAUUUGCUUCCUAGAGUAGGAGAGAGCUUUUUGAAACCAGACAAAUCUAUGUGUUUCUGGGAAACUAUCCACCUACCCCUCCCCUAAGCCAACAUUAACACUUGCUUCUCACUUAGGGCAAAAUGUUGGCUUAGGGGAGAGGUAGGUGGGUAGACGCAUCGUCCAGUUGAAAAUUUUGUGUUUUUACUGUCGAUAUGAAUAGCGCGGUAGCCAGUAGCGGCAGGUGAUAGAUUGAUGACGCAUCAAAAAAGUGAGGCGACCGGUCGUUUUGCUUAAGAGUCGUUUCACGUCCGUCCUCGACCGUCCUUUGACCGCGACAGGAUUAGCUCAGUCGGUAGAGCGCUUGACUGCAGAGCGGGAGGUCGCGGGUUCGAUUCCCGGGGCCGGACCAAUACUCAGGGUCUUAAAAAUAACUGAGAAAUGAAGGUACUUCCUUUAUUCUUUCCAAAAAUUCUAAGUUCUUCUCAGUAUUCAGUGACCAGGUUCCAAAAUUCAUGACCCGAAAAUUGUUAGCCUCUCGUCAGUUAAGAUGUUUUGAAGUAUGGUUAAGAUAGCUCGCCGAAUGUGUCUCAUCUUCCAACUGUAGAUCAAAGGAUUAAGAGAUGAGUUGAGAAACAUCAAUGUUAGACCAUAAUUCCACAAGUGGUGGAUUGACAAAGUUUCACCACAGAUCAUAAUGGCAAGGCGAACACAGGAUAUUGGUAAAUAACAAACCAAAAACACGACGUAGACGAAGAAGCUAGUGACAGCACUUUUUCUGAGCCUUGCUGCAUUCGCCAUUUCUUCACUCUGUGCUGCUGUGACUUGCAAGUGGUACAUUUGAUUUGUGUGUCGUCGAACGGCUGUGUAUAUCUUGCAGUAGAGCAAUCCUGUAGUUGUUAUUCCAAUAGUGUUAAAGAUUGAAAAUAUAAUGUAAGGAACCUUCCUAGGAAUCCAGUCCAAAGUUUCGUCAAAUACGGAAAAAGAUGCGCUGAACAGCCAUGUCGAAAUGACCAUAGCAACAACACGCUUGUGAGUCACAAGUUCUUGUUAUCUAAGAUGAAGAUAAAUAGCCAAGAAUCUGUCAACAGUUAAAGAUACAACACCAAAGAACGAUGCACCACAAAGUAAAUUCACGUGAAUGUAGAACGCGAGUGAUACUAUGCUAUAAACACGACUGUGAGUGUUUUGUUCCAUUUCCAUCACGGCAACUGCGAUAUACAGGGGCUGUACAACCAAGCCAAUACAAAGAUCAGAUACAGCCAGGCUUCGAAACAAUGUCUUUAAAGGCUUCGACAGCGACGUCGUUUUCCUUAACGCUUGUAUUGUUAUGAUGUUAAACGCGAUGGCGGUAUAAGACAGGAAACCGUUAAAGACACAGUUGACGACAAGAGUAGAGUGCCAACUUUCUGCUUCGGUCAUAGUAAAGAACGUAAACAAAAUAGAACUCCCAAAAACGAUUUUCCAAAACGAGGUAUUGUGGACGCAAACUCUCAAGGUGUAGCUGAAAGCACGGCCAUACUUGGAACUCAAGCGAAUUGAAAUUAUCGUGAACUCGGCCGCUUCCAGAUGUAGUUUCAGAGUUUGUUUAAUGCGGUUGUUCUAAUUAUUGGACCACCUGAGCAGCUCCGACACAACUGUAAAUUAUUGCCCGUAUUGACUAAGUAAUUUCUUUUUUUUUUUCUUUUUUUCUCUUUUCCAAUACAACUUUGAACGUACACACGUACAGUUAACAUUCACGAAAGACAAUCUGCAACAAAACGAAAACUACAACUUGAAGCUGACAAAAAAGAAACCUAACAGAAUAAAAACAUUAGUGGUAACUAAAAUUAAAUGGGAGCGCGAUCAGUUAAGCAAAAAGAAUUUCAUACCGUAUUUAAAAGAGAUGAAACAACAUCCAUUGCGAGACCAUCCAGACCAUUUUGUUCUGAAAUCUUUUUCGCGACCAGUCGUACAAGAAAUAUAUUUUUCUAGACAAUCCAUAGACAAAAGUAUAAAUUUAUAUGGCCUGGAUCGCUUUCCCCUUUAGGGAAGGGAAGCAAAAUUGACUGCGCAAAAAUUAAGACGAAACAAAAAAGAAAACAAAAACACGAAACGUACGAACAAAAACUCCAUGACUUACCUCUGAAUUUGAGCGGGGUUGACUGACCGCGCAUCGAGCUAAUUUGGUUUGUAAAGCACACUACUGGCCCCUAAAAUAUGGCCGUGAAUAAUAACAUAAAAGUUCUGAGCUAAUUUAUACGUCCAUUAAAUCUCCGUAGAGAGGGAAAGCAAUUGUCUCUGGGCCGCGGUAAAGCGACCCAUCUAUAAUUAGCCUUUCUACCUUGAAAAAUGAUGUACCCUUUUCUUGCUUGGCGGCUUUUAGUACUGGGUACAGCUUUUUCCUCAUUUCUUCUACCUCCUUUGGAAAGUAGACCAAGUAAUUUCUAGUUUCUUUUCGUCAUCUCUUUGUUUGAUCUGAAAUGUUAUUUUAUUUAGUUCUACAAAAAAGGGACAAGGCAAUUAUUCUCUCCCCGUGGUAUCUAAGGCAGAUGUUACAAGGUGCAUCACAAAGAUUUGAAUAUAAUUAUACUUGAAUAAACUUGAAAGAGGAAGGCCUGCCCCUGGGUUCUAUUUGCUUCCUAGAGUAGGAGAGAGCUUUUUGAAACCAGACAAAUCUAUACGUUUCUGGGAAACUAUCCACCUACCCCUCCCCUAAGCCAACAUUAACACUUGCUUCUCACUUAGGGCAAAAUGUUGGCUUAGGGGAGAGGUAGGUGGGUAGACGCAUCGUCCAGUUGAAAAUUUUGUGUUUUUACUGUCGAUAUGAAUAGCGCGGUAGCCAGUAGCGGCAGGUGAUAGAUUGAUGACGCAUCAAAAAAGUGAGGCGACCGGUCGUUUUGCUUAAGAGUCGUUUCACGUCCGUCCUCGACCGUCCUUUGACCGCGACAGGAUUAGCUCAGUCGGUAGAGCGCUUGACUGCAGAGCGGGAGGUCGCGGGUUCGAUUCCCGGGGCCGGACCAAUACUCAGGGUCUUAAAAAUAACUGAGAAAUGAAGGUACUUCCUUUGCCCUGCAGGCGGCUGGACCUUCGCGUGGCUCGGAUGACCACGUAAAAUGGCGGUCCCGUCUCCAUUAGGAGACGUAAAAUAUAUGAGGGCCACAAGUUUAUUAGCCUUUGGCUAUUAAGUGCUACCCUCUUUAAAUAAAGGCUAUUUUUUUUUUUUUGUCCUCUUCCCUAACGUCUUAAGUCGUUUCGCUUACGUGUUAGGUGGUUUCGCAAACCUGUUAUAAGUCGUUUGACUAACGGGUUUCACACAUGGUUUACUCAUGGUUUACCGACCGCCACAAACAACAGUUAAUUACGUGUUAUUAAUUUCUUACCUUUUGAUAAUGAUGGCAUGAAGUCAUCGAAACGUUAAAGAGUUUUUCUCUUUGUGUUUUUUUCUCAAAAUGUAUUUUCAAAUAUAUUCUUAUCAGAAGCACAUUAUUGUUAUGAGUUAUAGCCAUUUAAAUUCAUCUUUUGCCUUCCUUAUCCAAGGUAAUAUAUCUAGUAUAUCUAUCUUUCUUUUAGCUUAUAACACCGCCUGUUAACACACGCGCGCUGGCCAUACUGUCUGCAGUCGCUGGUGAUGCUCUGACCCGUCAUUUGAGUAAGAUCCUACCAGCCAUGCUGAAGGCAAUCCAAGGAUGCUUUGGAACUGAACACGAGAAAGAGGUAUGUUAACACGUGCGCACGUGGUCGCGCGUGGCCCAAAUGUACUUGAAUCAAUCACCAAAGAACACGUCCAAGUCUCCUCUAUGAUGUCCAUGCCUUAGGAAGAUCAAAACUGGCCGACAAAUCCGGUAAUUUAAAAAAAAGUAAAAUGAGCUAUUUUCGAGUGUUCUCGCUGAAGACUCAUCACUGUCGCAUACAGCUAUUUCGAGAAAGGUUGUCGGAAAAAUGUGUGCACGACAAUCCCGAAAGGUAAUAUGGGAUAUGAUCACUACACUGUUUCUGACACUGUAGUUGUCGAACCUGCUUUUGUUGCUUUUCUUUAGCACUCGCAAACAUCAUACAUCCAUGGCGUCUCGUGCCAUUCUUUUAGAUUUCUUUGAAGAACAGUGAACUCAAACUACAAACAAUACCUUUCGGGAUUGUCGCGUGCACUUUUUUCGACAACCUUUCUUGAAAUAGCUGUAGACUGAUCUGCAGGCUGGACAGUCCUGAUUGAUUAGUGGUGGAAUUCUGUUUAUGACUGGGCUGGUCUAGCCGGCCAUUUCUGACCAAUGGUAAGCGACUUAAUUGUCACAUUUCGCUCGCGCUAAGUGUGGUAACUAAGCAAGGUUUUUUGGUUGAAAGUCAGCAACCUUUGUAUUCCCUUGAUACAGGUAGCAAUGUUUACGUUUAAGGAAAGAAUGCGAGGUAAACCGACUAAAUUAUCCAUCGAUUUUUAUAAGAACGCUUAUGAUUCUUUAGUGUGUAACUCUAGCAGCCUUGCUUGAAAUUUUCCAAAGCUAGGCACGUUAGCAAAGAUAUCUUUAUCAUAACUGAAUCCGUUACUCAUCAGCUUCUUUGCCAUGAGCUCCCAGCUCCCAUAUGAACUGGCUGCUUCGUACCCACGCGCUUCUUGGGAUUUUCUGCAGAAGUCGCGGCGCAAGGUAUCAUGGUCACACUGAGCCUUCCCUUGUGCCUUUGCGUUUUUGAAACUUUCCCAUGAUCCUUGUGCCGCACCUACCGUUGAAAAUCCUAAGAAGCGCUUGGGUUCGAGGCAGUGGAAAAGGAUGAAAGAACUGAUUUGUGAAGUGUCAUGUUUUGUUGUAGACUGUCCACAGUCUCCUAUCUUUCCGUAACCUCAACGAUCUAACGGAAACAGAGGGGACUGUAAACAGUUUAGUUUUGUUGCUGUUGUACAGGAGCUUGAAGGGGCGUCAAGUCUGGUGCUCUCGGUGCAUGAUGAUGUGGGAAUCAGGACCAUUAUGGACGAGCUGAUGGCAGCGUCUAAAAACCCAGCUCCUGGCAUGCGAAGGGUGAGGAACUUGCUUUCUGUUUUAACGCGACUUUAAAAUUUACGUCAUUUGGUACCCAGACCUCCCACGGUUAGCGUAAGAUAGAGUGGGAUCUGGAUACGAGAUUAAAAUCUCACGACUAUCUAGAAAUGAACAAGUGUAAUAAUAUGGCAAAAGUCGUCACUAUUACAAAAAUAAAACCACGUGAACCUUUAAAACUUUGUAGCACGUAACAGCUAAAAUGAUUUUAUGAAAGCGGAAAUCCUGUGGCUUUGGAAAUUCGGUACAGUCACACCUGCCGCACCGCUUGGAAACUGAAUAGCGAUCUUUCUCGAGCUUAGAAUUCCUUUGGUCAAUGUUCAACAGUGCUUAGGCACUUACCAUGCCAUUAUUCCAUUAAUCUUUCACGUAAGCAGUAUGUCCGCAAUUUCAUCAGUAUACCUAGAAAGAUCUUCGGCAUUCAAUUGACCAAUGAAUUUGAGUCUAAAUAGAUUUCAUUUGUUUUCUCCAGGCUGCAAUCUCCCUCCUGCAUUCCUUCUGCGAGGAGACUAAGGUGGACUAUUCCCAGUUCAUCCCGGCCCUGUUUCGUGGUAUUAUUCACCUCAUGAAUGACACUGAUGACCUGGUGGUUGAUAUGAGUUGGAAUGCUUUAAAUGCGGUGACCAAGGUAAACAAAUACAAUCAUGGUUCUGUGUUAUUUACCUUCCCUUGAUAAUAAUUUAUUUUGGUAUUCGCAACUUUAAGACACUGGGUAGAGUUUCUAUUUGCAAAGACUUCUGGAACUGUUACUGGGAACAGGGGAAACAAGUUGGCCAACAACUGAAUGACCAAUGACCCCUCUUUUCUGUCCUUAAUACGAAGAAAAAGAACGGCUUGCUGCUUUCGUAAGCGAGACUAACAAAGGUGCUUGUCAAGUUGUUCUCCAACGAAAAGUUAAGCUGGUGGGGGGGGGGAGCUAUCAUAUGACAGGAACGGAGACGCUUGUGGGAAAAUUAGAAUUAAAACCCCUAAAGGAAAACAGUUUGGUUGUGGCUCUUUGUCUCCAAAAGAGACUAUAGUGAUACUAAAAAACAAACAAACAAACAAGUAGCACCAUGUGAAAGAACUGCUGAAGAGGUUUCAAUUGAAUGGUCACACCAUAGGAUUUCAUCCGCAGACUAAAAAGUUAGGACUACAUAGAAAAUAACAGUACCAUGUUAAAGUACUACUGAAGAGGUUUCAUUUGAAUGGUAAAACCAUAGCAUUUCAUCCACAGUCUCAAAAGUUGGAACCACAUACUAAAUAAACAGUACCAAAAAAUUAACAGGUUUUGCUAUGACUCUGUUUCUCUCUGUCUUCUUCGUUUGGUUUCUUGUGUUUCCAUACUGUACACGUCGGCAAAGUUCAAUAUUUAAUUUAGGGACAGCUAAACAGUCUCAUGGUACAAAAAUACCUCGCUGGAGAGCAAACAACACCAUGGCAUCUUGAAAGAUCGGAAAUAAGCUUUUUAAAUGAUGUAAUUGUGUUGUUUUUCUAGCCCCACUGCACCUUAUGCUCUCCAGCAAGGUGUUUUUGGCCCACGUGAUUGUCAUGCCUCAAAGGACUCGUUUAGAUUAGUCCAACCUUAACUCUUGUUGUUUUAUAGCAUUUGGAACCCAGUGAACAGUUGCAAUACAUCAGUCACCUGCGCCAGGCUGUCAAGUUUGUCGCUGAUGACGUCAAAGAUGGGGAUCUGCCAGGAUUCUGUCUUCCCAAAAAGGUGUGUUCCCAAGAGAGAUCGAUUUACAAAUUCUUAUGGAUCAUUAUACGUUUCUGGGAAACUGCCCACCUACCCCUCCCCUAAGCCAACAUUAACACUUCUCACUUAGGGGAGGGGUAGGUGGGGGAUGUUUCCCAGAAACGUAUAAUGAUCCAUUCUUAUUUAAGGGAUGCACACGAGAUUGCACGUAAUUCUAGUAAGGGAUAUCAAAUUUUCAAUUCUGUCGCUAAACAGCGAUACAUUUGAAUCGUUAGUAUUUUUUUUCCUUUGUUCAGUUAUCCUUUCGCCACAUAGCAUAAUUUAAAUUUCAAAGCCUGAGUAAACAGACGACAUUUCGGGACACUACUACCGGUUUUCCCUGCAAAAUGACCUAUGAGGAACGAACUCAGAAAUUCCGUACUGAUGACGUGUCACUGGGUAGUGCUUCCUAUUGCCUGAAAAUUUGCGUCAUCCAAUCGGAAGCACUACCCAGAUUUAGGUGGUGACGCCUCAUCGGUAUGGAAUUUCUGCGCUCGUUCCUCAGAGGGCAUUUUGUGGGUGAUGAUGUCGCGAAAUAUCGGCUGUUUUCUCUGGCUAGCAAUUUCUAGAAAGCUAAAAAAUAAUGAUCGUAAAUCCUUUGUGAAUUGUCGCAAGAACAAAUUCGAUUGUAUAGCGUUGCUGUUUGUUAUGAUUUCUGAUUUUAUUACCAGGGUAUUGCACCAAUUCUACCAAUCUUCCGUGAAGGUAUUCUGAAUGGCACUCCUGAGGUGAAGGAGCAAGCUGCUAAUGGGCUGGGAGAGGUUAUAAGUUUGACGAGCGCAGCAGCUCUAAGGCCCUUUGUGGUGAACAUCACAGGGCCCCUGAUUCGUAUCCUUGGAGACAGAUUCUCGUGGAAUGUCAAAGUGGCUGUGCUUCAGACUUUAGGGCUCUUGUUAGGCAAGGUAUGGACUGUUGAAUCUUACUUUUCUGCAGCGCUUUAGAUUAUUAUAACUUUUAUUGUAUAAAAAUCGAAUUGACUCAGCUGAUACAAAAGAGGAACGUCUUAUGCAUACUCAUGGCCAGAUACAAAUGUUUUGUGCAAUGCUACUCUUCUAGCUCACUCGGCUACUAGCAUAACCCAUAGCCGCGCGAUUGAAAGCUUUUGAAAAGAGAGGUUGUCGAUAGUUCCAUUCAAUGUCCAGUGUAAUAAUAUUUCACUUCUCAUUUGGUUUGCUUUUUUUGGUCACUUUUGUGUUUACGGCUCUAGGGCGUGGUCACUAUUCUAGCAACUGCCCAAGAGAGUAGUUUAAUAUUGCAUAGCAUUAGGAUGUAGGUCUGCAAUGGGUCCACAAGGUAAUUAAACAACAGUGUAAACUCGUUAUGGGUAACGGCAUUUUGGCGUGAAAAAACAAAUUCUUUGGCUGUAUUUUGCUCUCUUCUUCCUUAAUUAGUUGGAGCAAAGUGCAUCUUUUGUGGCCUGUGUGAUAUUCGUGUUCCAUGUUUCAGGUUGGCGCCAUGUUGAAGCCAUUCCUUCCUCAACUGCAAACCACCUUCAUCAAGGCACUGAACGAUCCUACCCGCGCAGUGCGCAUGUGCGCUGCCAAGGCCCUGCAGAAGCUCAUCAAGCUUCACACCCGUGUGGAUCCACUGUUUACGGAACUACACAAUGGGGUCAAGAACACAGAGGACAACACUAUUAGGUACAACAUAUACUCAUAG